Nematostella vectensis (starlet sea anemone) is the source of this 2723-nucleotide messenger RNA. Its product is annotated as arylsulfatase B. The transcript has 11 exons. Lineage: Eukaryota; Metazoa; Cnidaria; Anthozoa; Actiniaria; Edwardsiidae. The coding region runs from base 139 to 1914 and encodes 591 amino acids. The record is from RefSeq and is a predicted model, not a curated record.
GGUACCUGCUAGAAUGCCAUCUAUCGUAUCGAUCAAGUGUGAAUCUUCUCCCCUUAUAAAAAUGAAGGGAAGAAACCCGAUAUUGAUAAAGACUUCUUACAGAUCUGACGAGGCUGUAAAUGUCGAUGGGUUUGCUUUAUGAGCAGUAUCACUGCCUUGGCACUAGUCCUACUCGGACACAUAUGGCUCGCACAAGCGCAGAACAAGCCGCAUAUCAUUGUCAUCGUAGCAGAUGAUCUGGGAUGGGAUGACGUCAGUUUCCAUGGCUCGCCCCAGAUCCCUACGCCCAAUCUGGAUUACCUGGCAACACGUGGCGUGAUUCUAAAUAAUUACUACGUGUCGCCCAUAUGUACCCCGACACGCGCCUCGCUCAUGACCGGCAAAUACCCUAUUCACCUAGGUAUGCAGCAUUUCGUGAUCUACGCUGCUCAACCGUACGGCCUACCCUUGGGAGAGAUCACUCUGCCCCAGUACUUGCAGAUACAAGGGUACAAGACUGCUGGUAUAGGCAAGUGGCACUUAGGAUUCUUCGCCAAGGAGUAUACGCCUACCUACCGUGGCUUUGAUUCCUUCUAUGGUAUGUGGUCGGCCAAGGCUGAUUACUGGAAUCAUACGUCCUUCGAAAACGGAUUCUGGGGGACGGAUAUGAGGAACAACAUGGAGCCAGUCACUACUGACAAGGAUAAAUACGCGACAGAGGUGUUCACACGAGAGGCCCUAAAGGUAAUAGAGAAUCACAACAAGUCAGAACCCCUGUUCCUGUACAUAGCGCACCAAGCGCCGCAUUCAGCGAAUCCCCACGAUCCUCUACAGGCGCCGGAAGACAAAGUCAAGAAAUUUUCCGGAGUGAUUGACAAGAUUGAGCGCCAGCAGUACGCUGCCAUGGUAACAUGUGUGGAUGAUUCUAUUGGAGAGGUUUUCCGUGCACUCGAGAAGAACCGGAUGCUGAACAACUCUGUCAUUCUUUUUACCACGGAUAACGGUGGCGCACCUCAUGGGUUCAACAGGAACCAAGGCAGUAACUACCCUCUCCGCGGUGGCAAAGACAUGAUGUGGGAGGGAGGGGUAAGGGGGACAGCCUUCAUCUACAGCGACCUUAUCAAGCAUAAGGGGCGUGUCUCUACUGAUUUGAUUGACGUCACGGACUGGGUGCCAACGCUUUAUUAUCUAGCAGGGGGUACCCCCGGGUACUUGGAGCCUCAUAUGGACGGAAAGAAUGUCUGGGAGACGAUUUCUAAUAAAGAACCCUCUCCUCGAAAAGAAGUUUUACACAAUAUUGACCCGUGGCGUAACUUCUCAGCCAUACGAGUGGAGCAGUAUAAGCUAGUUGUCGGUCAGGACGACACGUACGCCGUUGGGUGGCACCCGCGCUACGAUGGCAAGCCACUCUCUAGCCUGCCCAAGCCCCAGACCUUACCCGGCGCAAUUGUAACGUGUGCGACUCGGAAUAAGAGCAAAAUAUGUGACUCUAAAAAUGGCGCUGCGUGCUUGUUUGAUAUCGAGAAAGAUCCAUGCGAGUAUCACGACAUUUCCAAAGACUACCCAGAAGUCACCGCAAGACUACAGAAGCGUCUGCAGGAAUUCCGCGAUUCCAUGCUCAAUGUGUGGUACCCCCCUAUAGACAAGAAUGCUGACCCUGCCAAAUACGAUGGAUUCUGGUCACCAUGGCGACACUUAGGUACCGACACGAAUUUUCUUAACGCACUUGAUGACAUCAGGCAACUAUCUAAACUGGAAAAGAACCCGAACUUGGUUAACAACUAUGAUUCUGAUGCAACUUUGCGUCGAUGUGAAUCAAUGGAAUCUUGUCAGGAGGAAACUGGACCUUGGAUCCGGCACAAAUAUUAUCAGGAAAAGCGAAGUGACACUCCCCCACCACCUGGCUGCCGAUUUAAGUUCCAUUAUUACGCCUAAGCUUUAUCAGAUAUGAUAGAUUUGAUCAGAUAUUGACUUGCCACUUAAGCUGCAAUAUCAUCUGUUUACUUCCGGUCAAUUACAUAAUUAUUUCUGAUUAUUUUAUUCAAAAUUGUAAAAGCAGUGAAAGUUUCUUCGACCAUAUAACUGAUAAUUUACAGGGGAUUGCCUGUAAGAUAUUAUAAUAAUUUUAAAAUAGAUUCUUAUUUGUCGGUUGAGGUUCCCAUCGGCCCGAUGGGAGCAAACUUGUGCAAUUGGCGCUUUUAUGUGCGUGCAUUAGAAAUUGAUGUAGAAAAUAGAAUGCGAGAUCAGGGGUGGAUCCGGACCUCUUUAGGACACAGAUCUGAUGAAGGAGGGGGCACUCCAAUAUUAAAAAUCAUAUCUAACAUAUUUCUUUAAAAAGUUGUCAUUCAUUCCUCCUGGUCUGGAAGUCCGGCGACGGUCACCACCAGUCAUAUGUAGUUAAGGCGCUCUUCUAUGCUUCAAAACAGGACGCACCAAAAUACCACCAACUUUGUGCUUCAACACAAAAGAUGUCACGUGUAUCCCGCGGUAGGGGGCUAGGCACUAUAACAGGUGCAUAACAGGUAUACUCUCAAGAUGCUAAGUUAUUUGAAUACCUUUGGGAGUAUCGCUAGGUUUAGUGUCGUGGCGAGUGCUACCUAGCGAAAACGUGAUAGACAAGACCUGAUCUUUGUCUCACUUUUGUUGCCAUUUAUGGCAAUAAGCAAUACUUGGCGAUAUGACUGCUAUUGUUAUGCAAGUUAGCCGAAAGUCACUUUGAAAAUAAACAAAAUCUUCUUAAAACA